Molecule: messenger RNA, 7336 nt
Organism: Penaeus indicus
Lineage: Eukaryota; Metazoa; Arthropoda; Malacostraca; Decapoda; Penaeidae
Exons: 8
Coding region: 110-2644 (844 amino acids)
Biological process (GO): male meiosis I; mRNA stabilization; female meiosis I
Cellular component (GO): nucleus; cytoplasm
Source: RefSeq, a predicted model, not a curated record
CUAAAGAUGGUCAGUGACUCUACAGAUGUUACGUGAAUCAGGGACUUAAUACGUCAAGAAUACAGAGUGAGCACAGGAUGCCGCUAGGAGUAGCACAGACUCUCUCGCCAUGCUGAUGGACCAGGAGCCAGUGAGCUUAUUCUCCCCAUGGGCUUCAUACGAGCUUGGCACAUCUCUACUAAACAAACAGAGUUGUCGUUUAAGAACAGGAAGCUUAGAGAAGAACGGUGCAGUUGGAGGCAGGGCAGAUGGAGGAGGAGGAGGAGGUGGAAAUGGAGGAUUGGGAGGGAGUGGGCUAGUGGAUGCUCUCAUCUCCAGUGUACUGGAUGAAACUGACCAGCUGGGCCUUGCACAUCUACAGGACAAACCUGACAAGACUGUCAGCAAUAGCAACAGCAGUAUAGGAGGGGUAAGGACAAUGGGCCGUGAUAUUGGAGGAGAUGGCAUGUUGUGGGGCACAAGUCUCAGUAGAGGAAGUCACUCUGAUGAUUUCUACCCUCCAGCCCAUCCACAGAACCAGUCAGAUUUCAUUCACUACCUCUUUGACACAACUGGACAAGAUGAGGAGGUUGGCCUGCAAGGUAAUUAUGGGGAAUUCUUUCGGGAAAGAGAACUUAGUGGCAGCUCCAGAGACUCAGGUUAUGGCUCCUUCCUGGGGAUGGGAGGAACAGGCUCACCUCCUGGCAUGUCUUGUAGUAGUCAAGCUUCCAUCUGUGAUGUCCGAAAAGGUCCAAAUGAUUCUCUAGGCCUGCCUUCAAGCAGAGGCAUAAACCAUGACUUCGACCAACUGACCAGUGAAUUAAAUGCACAGAAAAACUUUUUGGAUAACUUGCAGAGACUCAACCAACUUAAUGGAGGCAGCUCACCAGGCUUAUCCCUUCUCCCUCCACUCAGUGAUCUUGAUCCACUCUUGCUAGGAGGUACAGAUCUUGGGGAUGCGACAACCUUGGGCCUCAGCCAACUCUUGCCCCCAACGCGAGACCUUCCACAUGAUUUCUUGCCCCCAUCUUCCACACCAACCUCAGGUGACCCCUUCUCCUUGUCCUCUCUUGGGGUGAAAUCUAGCCUCAGCUUGGAGGUUAUGCGAGGUCAGCCUUCUUCAUCAGGAACUGGUGUGUCUGUCCAGUCCCAGCAUCAGCCCAGCAGCCUGAGUCAGGCAGAAAAGAACCAGCAGAUGGUUAGUCUUCUUGGAGGAAUGAGCAUUCAUGAUAGUAUCUCACAUUCUAACAUGAACAACCUCACCAGCCAUUCUCUAGGAGCACUUGCAGCAUUAUGUACACCCAGUCUCUCUACUCAGUCACCUGGCCAGGCAAAUGCAUCCCAUAAUGGACAUUCUCUUGCAAAUCGACCUCAGUCCUCACCAAAGUAUUUGAACUCACAGCUCUCCAUAUCAGCCAAUGGAGACAUAUCUCCCAGCAUGAUGAGAAAAGAGGAGCGCACUAUAUGCGCCACAUCACAGAGUGGUCAGGGUUCCCCUUCAGAGUCAAGGAUGUCAGACCAACACACAGGACCAGGGAAGGAAGGUCUUGGGCACUGUGGACCUGUAGGACCCCCCCCAAAGGGUCCCUUUUUGGUUCCUCCUCCAACAUUCCCACCAAAUGACAGUGUUCCUCCAUGGGAAUUGCUGCCUCCACUUGGAGAUAUCUUUCCACCCCAUGGACCCCCUCCUCCACUACUGCCACCAAACACAGAUCUUCUGCCUCCGUUUGCAGAUCUUCCUCCCCAUCCUCUCCUCUCUGUGCCACCACCAUUAUUGGGAUUCAGACAUUUUAGGCGAACUGGAGGAAGUGGCGAACUGCACUCACGCCUUGAAGAAUGCUACGACCAAUUUCGACAGCUGGAGCGUGAAAGAAAAAAGACUGAAGCAGAACUGGCUCGAUGUUUUCCUGGCAAGCGUGUGUCUUCAGCGAACACUGUACCUCUCCCUCGCCUUCCUCCUUCUCCUUCACGAGUCGACCGUCUAAUCAUUGAUCACCUACGAGAACAUGCCAGGGUUGUCACUCUAGUGGGGAAGAUGGAGCGACUGCGAGGAUCACCUCUUCAGCCUGGGAUUCACCGAUCUGUUGCUGUCUGGCAUGAAGCAGUUACAAGUGUGCAGGAAAAGCGUCGUGAUGAAGUAGUCAAUGCUAUUACUCAGCGUCAUAACCCUCUCCCGAAUACGCAGAAUACUAGUGAACAAGAUUUGAUGGCAUUAGCUGCAGCAAUGGGAGGUUUAGUGAGUGCCAGCCGUGGAGCCCGAACAGCGAUGUUCUGUGCACUAACCCUGACCACACAUCACAGUGUUGAGCCCAGCCUUGCCACAGCAACAUCACUACCAGCUCACCUGGUCCCAACAACACACUCCUCAGGGGAUUCCUCAUCACCUGAUUCCAGUCUGGAACCACCUCAACAGUCUCCCUCCUCUGCUUCCUCUUCCUCUGUGUUCUUUAGCCCAACGGUAAGUGGGAGCUUAGAGUCUACCUCCACGGCAUCUUCUUCAAGUGGUGGUAAUGGUUUAGCUAAUAGUUCUGCACCAGUGACAGCAAAUGCUACUUUGGUCAAGGACCUUUCACCGCCAGCUGCGAGUGCCACAAGGUUCAUCUCUACUGCGAUGGUGCCUGUGUCUUCAGCAACCCCUUCCCCUCCAACUUCUUCUGUCAUGUAAGCCAACUGAAGGAUUAUGCCCAUCUAAUCUAAGCAAUUAAUUUGUUCUUUUGAAAUAUGAUUAUCUGUAUACAGUAAUGGAAUUACCCAUAUAUUUAUCUAGAAAUGUGUUAUGUACAAUGUGUAAUAAUGAUGAUUAAAGAAACUAAUAACAGGUACUUCAAUCAAAUAUACAUAUUUCAAUCAAACUGUUAUUAGAAUGCAGGAUUACUGUAUUAUAGCAGGGAGAUUAAAAGUCUGAGCCAUGAAAUUAUAUGAGUGUAGUAGGUUGAAAGAGUGUUCACAUUGCAGUUAGGCUAAGAGAUGCAAACAAAGGCUCUGUGAAGCUUUACUAGAAUCAUGAGUAACUUUUUACAAGCAAAAGUAUUUGAAGAUGCUCCUGUGUCCAUUUGUGAUAUAAAAAUGAAAGACAAACUGAAGGGAGAAAUCUUAGAUUUACAGUCCCUUUGUAGCCCAUGAUCCUUAUUGAUGUAUAACAUAUGUAACCUACACACACACACACACACACACGCACCUACACACACGCACGCACCUACACACACGCAUGCGCCUACACACAUACACACGCACCUACACACGCACGCACACACACACACACAAACACACCUACAUACAUCUACAUACAUCUACACAUGCACCAACACCUAUACAUACAUCAACACACAUACACAUAUACCUACCCACAUACACACAUACAUAUAUACACACAUACAUAUAUACACACAUACAUAUAUACACACAUACAUAUAUACACACAUACAUAUAUAUACACAUACAUAUAUACACACAUACAUAUAUACACACAUACAUAUAUACACACAUACAUAUAUACACACAUACAUAUAUACACACAUACAUAUAUACACACAUACAUAUAUACACACAUACAUAUAUACACAUACAUACAUACACACAUAUAUAUUCACAUACAUAUAUACACAUACAUAUAUACACAUACAUAUAUACACACACACAUACACACGCACAUGCACACGCACACGCACACAUUCAUACACGCACAAAUAUAUACAUGCAUGCAUACAUGCAUGUAUACAUACAUACAUACAUGCAUACAUACAUACAUACAUACAUACAUACAUACACACAUACAAACACACAUGCACACGCACAUGCACAUGCACACGCACACGCACACGCACACGCACACACACAUACACAUAUACACACAUACACAAACAAAAUCUCAUUCAGUAUAUUGUUACAGUCAUGAAUGGAUAGAAGCACAUUUUAUGGAUUAGAUUUCUUGUCAAGGAAAUACCAGUACCCAGCCUAACAUUUUAGGUCAGUGGAGUCUCCAAAUCAUGUCAAAGAGAAGCAAAAAUAAGUGUUUUGCUCUAUACUAAGUGUUUGUAAAGGAAAGUAAAUGAAUCUGAUAUUUUGAAGGCUGAAAUUUGAAAUAAAUUGAAUGAAUUAUUUGCUCCUGCUUUGUAAUUAUAUAAAGGCGCACAAGCAUCAGAAAUAUCUGAACUUAUAGAAGAGAUAACAUUGACCUAGAAAACUGCAAAUAACUGUGCCAACUAUAGCUCUUUGGCUCAAUUGGUAUUUGGCCCCAGAAUAUUUGUAUUUCUUGAGAAAAAAAAAGAAAAAAAAAGAAAAACAUUCUUUGGAUAUGGAAGCUUGCUAAUAGAAGUAGUUUUACUUUUGAAUCUUCCUUGUAAAUAAUCAUUGUGAUAUUGGAUAAGGAGGUUCGAGUCAGCUAUUAUAGGGAAUUUUAUUAAGAGAUUUUACAUGUAGCCAUAGAGACCACUCUUUCUCUCUUGAUACAAAGCAGUUUUAUGUAAGAAGGGUUUCAUUGAUAUUGCAGACAUCACAAAUCAUAUAUUGCAUAUGUGUUACAAUCAUCAGAGUUCCAAUUGUAUGGGGCUUCGUUGAAAUAAUAGGUCAUUGAAUGUAUUAGUGUCAAGUUUGUAUUUUAAUCAUCUGUCCACAUGUUAAUGAAUAACCUUCACAUCUUGUUGGGCUGGGUAGCUUACUCAAAACAACCUCUAGGGCACACAGAAACACAUUUAUGGGAAACUUCCCCAUGGGUCUGUGGAUAACUAAAUGGGAGAAUGGGGUUAUGGGCACAAUUAGACUUAAAGGCAGAUGCUGUUUUGAAGGGUGUCCACAGACCUAUUAUCUUUCAUAUAUUUUUGUCAGUCUUAUAGUGUAUACUUGACAUAAGCUUUGCCAGUGUUGCAGCAAUAACUAGGCUCGAGAGUCCCAGCAUGGGCUCAGCACUGUAAUGACAUGCGGAUCUAGUAAAUUUGUCUUAUUUUCUCAUGUGAUGCAGUGGAAGGCAUAAUUAAAAUUUAAAUUGAUUAUGUGAGGGAGUAAGUAGGUUCAGAUAUUGAUAUACUGACAAUAUCAGACUGUGCUCUGGGGAUACCCAAAGAAGUCCUCGAAGAAGUCUCUUGCAUUAUUUUCACAGUAGUGUGAUUCAUCAUGAAGGAAACUAAAUUAUGCCCAGUGGAGAAACCUUGAAAUACCAGUUUCCAUGUAUUACACUGUUGAUGAUAUGGGACAUACCUUUUAGGUAUUGCAAUUGGAAGAGGAAUUUGUUUAAUUACUUGUAUGCUAAUUAUUGAUAAUUUGAGUGCUGGUGCCCUGGGCUGGUGACGAGCAAAACUAGGCUUCUUCGGAAAGGGUUGUAGCUUAACUCACUGUGAUAACUAUUGCAUGGUAAUGUGAUUUCUGUAUUACUUAUUAAUCCUUUCAUAAUGGAGCUAAUCUCUGGAAGAGUAAAAAGAACAAAGAAUAUAUGUUCUGUCACCUUUCUCACCACCUCAUGGGCUGGCAAGGGAAACUACAGCCAUAUUGUCCAAAUGGUUUAGCCAUAAUGUUUCUUCAGAUUCACAACUUAAAGACCACUUGCACAUUAUGGCAGUGGUUGCCAUGCCAACUCCUCCUCCUCCUCCUCCUCCUUCUCCUUCUCCUCCUCCUCCUCCUCCUCCUCCUCCUCCUCCUCCUUCUUCUUCUUCUUCUUCUUCUUCUUCUUGAAGAAGCUUAGUGAUAAUGAUUAAUCAUCCCUUACAUACUUUAUCACAAAAGCAUGCAGUGCUUGCGUGUGACACUUCGUUAACUUCAAUUGUUCUGUGUGGAGAGAACGUGCCAAUGUUACUAUAGCUCCAUCAGUGAGUUUGCACUCUUCUCCCAUGUAUUGUUAUUCUGAAUGUACUGUAUUUGCAUCUUGAUUUUUAAAGGUAUUGUUUUUGUUUCAUUCCUGAAUAUUUGUUUUGAAUGAUGAACUAUGAUGAUCUGAGUUUAAAUGGUGUUCCAAGACUGUGGACAAGCCACUGAGGUUGAGCUUUGUGCUAUUUGUUGAUGUUCUAGUCUAUUACAGAUUUUUUUUUUUUUUUGCAGAGAGUAUUGCACUUGUUUUAUGUAUUACUCAAGCUAUUAUUUUCAUUUGGUGCAACAAAACUGCAUCAGGAAACACCAGUAAUACUAUUUCUUAGUAUAUAUACACACAAAGUGAAUGUAGUUGUUGCUUUAAGAAAGUUUGGAAUAGAUUUGCUUUAUAGGUAUUGUUUAUGGAAAACAUCCUGCUUAUUUUACAAGGUUGUUGAAUAUACAUAUAAUACAUAUUUUUUUUAGGGAGAAAGGGGACUAUGUUUCUUUUUGUUUCUUCAAGUGCCUCUUUAUUUUUACCCCCAUUCCUUUAUAUUUUCAGUUUCACUUUUCUCUUUUCUCUUGUGCUAAUCAUAGUAUUUGGAACUGUUGUCUUUAGUCUGGUAGGUUUUUGUGCCUUUCAUUCCCUAAUAAGUUCACAAAACAGUGGGACAUUGUCAGCCACUACAGGGGAACCUAGACCGAGUUCCUGCUGGUUCAUUGUAGGAUAACUUGACAACUUGCAGCAAGACCUGUACACGUUCACUGUGAGAAUGGCAUGUCGGGAGCUCCUCUUCUUGUUUGCAAUGUUCCAGAAGAGGAGCCCUCAUUCGGGUAUGGAAAUGCCUGCAUGUCAUGAUCAAGUUGCCUUUCUGUGCCUCACCCUUGGGGGGAUUCAUUAUUAUAUUGAGAUGGUACAUGAUGAGCAGUUGUCUGCAUCAUCACUGCAGUUAUUAUUUCUUGACAAAUUCUCUUCAGCAUUUUUGACUUGUUAUGCAUCUAAAUAAGAUGCAUCUAAAUAAGAUUUUGUAUGGAUAUUUGAAUUGUAACUUCCAUAGCCCCAGUAUUGUAUACAAAGGAGAAUAUAGUUAUCACAUGCUUAUAUUGUGUUUAGGAUUGGCAAAGAGCUGUAUAGAACCAUUGGUGAUGCUUUAAUACCAGCUGUGUUUUGCUGGGCCGAUGGUGCUGAUCCUUCAUACAUUUUGUAGAGAGUGUGAAAUAAGGUGUGGUUGGUAUAGAAAUCAUAUUUUAUUUAUUCAUGUAUUUUACUUUUUUAUCAGACUGAUGGGUAACAAAGUACACAUGUGAAUGAGAGAGGCUGGGAUGAUGAAGUCAGUCUGAUAAAGAAUUUUGUGUUUAGAUUAUUAGUAAGUAUUUUAUAUAGGGAUGUGAAGCAUUUCAAUGAACAGAUCCAUUUGAUUAUUGUAAACUAUACUUCAGAGGCAUUUGUAUUAUUGUAAUGCUGUAAAAAGAUCACAGUGGCUACCACUUCUCCUUUAUUGAGCAUUUGUGCACAUCUACAUGUGCAAAAAAAUAAAAGAAAAAAUACUAACAGAAAAGAGAAAGAGAACAAAACAUAAAA